AUGAAAGACCAAUCGACAUUCCGCUGCUGCGAUGACAAAACCCGUGUCUUCAUCGUCUCAGACAUCUCGAACGAACCAGACGAUGCCGAGUCACUUGUUCGAUAUCUGCUAUACUGCAACGAGUUCGAGACCCGGGGAUUAGUAGCCUGCACGUCGACAUGGAUGAAACGGGCAGUCCACCGGGGGGACAUGCACAAGAUCAUUGAUGCUUACGAGAAAAUCGUUGACAAUCUGAACAAGAAUGUUCAUCCGCAUAACCAGUAUCCUAGCGCCGAAAGCAUCAGAGCUCUGGUCAAAACUGGACCGGUACUCUAUGGCAAAGAGGCGCUGGAACCGGAUGUGCCCCUGAGUGAAGGCGCGAAGCUGCUGAUCGAACGACUGGAUGAGUCGGAUCGACCUCUUUGGAUCCUCUGCUGGGGCGGCACCAACUUCCUGGCACAAGCCCUUCAACAUAGCGCCCGUCUGCGAUCCAAAAUGCGGGUCUACGCCCUCUCAGAUCAAGACGACACGGGGGCUUGGAUUCGCCACCGGUAUCCAGAUAUCUUCUACAUUGCUAGCGUCCAUGGCUGGAAUCAGUACGGUUUAGCAGCUUGGACAGGCAUCUCAGGCGACAAGUUCUAUGGUUUUGAUCAAGGCGGUCCUUCUUUCGAGAAGAUGACGAAGGAGUGGAUUAAGGAGAACAUCCAGAUUGGUUCUUUAGGGGCCGCUUAUCCUGACUAUCUGUUCAUUCCGGAAGGGGACACGCCGAAGUUCCUAUAUCUUAUACAGAAUGGUCUUGGCAGUGCUGAACAUCCGGAAUGGGGUAGCUGGGGAGGACGAUAUCUCCCGUCGAAUGCUGGUGUUGUCUCGAAUCACUAUGCCGAUGCUGUUGAUAGAGUUGUGGGGGCGGAUGGAUGUACGCAUGUGAGCAAUCAGGCUGCCGUCUGGCGAUGGCGGGAUGCGUUCCAAGACAGUUUCGCUGCACGAAUACAGUGGAUUUUGAGUGACGAUAACUCAAACACCAACCACGCCCCCAUCAUCGUCGUCAACGGAAGCAGUCAAGGUCCUGAGCCUAUAUUUAUCGAAGCCGAAGCCGACUCUGAAAUCGACCUCGACACAACAGGGACAUACGACCCCGACGGAGACGAGCUGACCUAUCACUGGUUCCAGUACAAAGACAUCACAGCAACGCAGUGGUGGGUCGACGCUGAAGUCCACGACGUAGCCUUCGUCGAUCAAGAUCCAAGCAAGCCUGGGACGAAAGUGAAAGUCAAGCUUCCACCGCCGGAUAAGUGUGCUGUGGAUAUUUUUACCAGACAACCACAAGCUAAAGGCCAGAUUCUGCAUUUGAUUUUGGAAGUCAAGUACAAGGGAAGUCCGCCUUUGACAUCGUAUAAGAGGGUUGUGGUGCAGGUUACGAAUCCAAGGCUUUUAGGGGGCCAGGAGAAGCCGGCUGAGUCGAUUGCUGAGGCGCAUCGAGGUUGA
Molecule: messenger RNA, 1464 nt
Organism: Zasmidium cellare ATCC 36951
Lineage: Eukaryota; Fungi; Ascomycota; Dothideomycetes; Mycosphaerellales; Mycosphaerellaceae
Exons: 2
Coding region: 1-1464 (487 amino acids)
Molecular function (GO): hydrolase activity, hydrolyzing N-glycosyl compounds
Source: RefSeq, a predicted model, not a curated record